CUCCCGGCGGUGCGUUGGUGCCGGCCGGCGCUGAGGCGCGGUGCGGUGACCUUGUGGGGAGCGGGGCCGCCAUGUUGGCGUCGCUGGGGCGCUGCGCGGGGCGGCUGCUGCGGGCCGGGGGCACCGGGAACGGGCUCGGCACCGGGCUCGGGCGGCGGCAUGCGGGCGGCGGGGUGCACAUCGAGCCGCGGUACCGGCAGUUCCCGGAGCUGACGCGGGCGCAGGCGGUGCGCAGCGAGCUGCUGAGCGGGCUGAUGUGGUUCUGGAUCCUGUGGCACAUGUGGCACAGCUCCGACAUGGUGCUGGGCCACUUCCCGUACCCCGACCCCGCGGCCUGGACGGACGAGGAGCUCGGCAUCCCCCCGGACGACGCGGAGUAGGAGCCGGCAGCAGCGCGGUCUGCGGAACUGAAGCAAUCCCUGGAAUGAAGUCUCUGUUUCUUCUGUCCAGGUUUCAAUAAAAGAGAGUCUGAGUUAAACCAUA
Molecule: messenger RNA, 483 nt
Organism: Anas platyrhynchos (mallard)
Lineage: Eukaryota; Metazoa; Chordata; Aves; Anseriformes; Anatidae
Gene: NDUFB2
Product: NADH:ubiquinone oxidoreductase subunit B2
Biological process (GO): mitochondrial respiratory chain complex I assembly
Cellular component (GO): respiratory chain complex I; mitochondrial inner membrane
Source: RefSeq, a predicted model, not a curated record